Messenger RNA from Maylandia zebra (zebra mbuna), 1604 nucleotides. Its product is annotated as alpha-N-acetylgalactosaminide alpha-2,6-sialyltransferase 1-like. Gene Ontology annotation, biological process: oligosaccharide biosynthetic process. Gene Ontology annotation, molecular function: alpha-N-acetylgalactosaminide alpha-2,6-sialyltransferase activity. NCBI's taxonomy places the organism in Eukaryota, Metazoa, Chordata, Actinopteri, Cichliformes, Cichlidae. The record is from RefSeq and is a predicted model, not a curated record.
UUGCUCCUUGUAAUGACAGUUAGUUUUGUGGUUUUCAUUCUAUCCCAGGAAUCUUUAUCAAAAAUUUGGACAAUUUUCUCAGGAAAACAUGAACUCGGAUGGGAAAACUUUUCGUUUAAUAUUAACCUCUGGGGACAGAAAGAAAAAACAGCUGUGGCUGAGACUCCAAUGCCUCUCCUCUACAGAGGAAAUUUCACAAAGGCUCCUCAGUGGGAUUUUGAUGAUGUCUAUAACCAGGAUGCCCCACCUAGACCAACAACAUGUGCCCAAUCACUGCGAAACUCUAAGGAUGAGAACUUCAAGAAGGCUUUUCUUCCCAACAUACGUUUGUUUCUGCACAAGGACAACAUUAACAUGAGCGAGUGGAAUCGCCUUUCACAUUUUAACAGUCCUUUUGGGUUUAUGGAGUACAAAUAUGAUGAAGUGAUGGCUUCAGUGAAGCUGAUUCCAAAGCCAAAAGAGCCACUGCUCCUCCCAAAACCAGGUGCCGAUGGCUGUAUUCACUGUGCUGUGGUGGGUACUGCAGGAAUUUUGAAUGGCUCAAAAGUGGGUGCAGAGAUCGAUGCACAUGAUUACGUUUUUCGGAUGAACGGUGCCGUUAUCAAAGGUUAUGAGGAAGAUGUAGGAAAUAGAACAUCAGUGUACGUUCACACAGAGCACUCCAUCACCGCAUCACCUUAUUUUUUUGGGAAGUAUGGAUACAAGUCUGCCCCUCAUGAUGAGGGAAUAAAAUAUGUGCUGAUUCCUGAGGCAAUGAGAGAUUUCCGAUGGCUUGAGGGUCUUUUCAAAGGACAUGAGGGCUAUAGUGGCCCACACCACAAGAAAUGGCCAGGGACCUACUAUUCAGGGCAGUACAAUGAGAGCCGAUUCUACGUUCUACACCAGGACUUCCUCCGAUACGUGAAGAACAGGUUCCUAAAGUCACCUAAUCUGAAUAAAAGAUUCUGGGCAAUAGUCAGACCAACCAAUGGAGCAUUCACUCUCUUCCUGGCUUUGCAUAUUUGUGACACAGUGGAUGCAUAUGGAUUCAUGACUGAUGACUACAUGAAAUACUCCAACUACUAUGCUCAGAAGUACAUUAAAACAAAAGUACAUUUCUAUUCCAACCAUGACUACAUUUUGGAGAAGAAUACAUGGAAAGAUCUUCACAACAGAAAAGUAAUAAAGCUGUAUCAAAGAACGGAGCCAGAAUCAGGGACUGAAAAGCCAAAGUAACACUGAGUCCACCCAUAAGGAUAAAACCUACACUACUGAAGAUAUUCAAGAGCCAUGUCAGGCAGCACAGUAGUGCAGUGGUCAGCACAGCAAGAAGUGUUCACAUCCAACAUAUAACUGGAGGGUUUCUUUGUGUGGAUUCUCUCUGUAGCAUCAGCUUCCUUUGAUGCUGCAUGAAGACAUGCACUUAGUUGGGUUAGGUUAACUGGUGAGAGUAUUUUGGCCAUAGGUGUGAAUGUGAGUGUCAUGGUUACCUGGUCUGUAUACAUUGUCCUUUCUUCUUUGCUGUGUUCACCUUUAAGCUGUGUGUUCCACCUUGGGGGUUUGCUGUAUGAUAGUUUUCAUUUAGAUAAUUUGCACUUGGCUCAUAUUUUCUUAUUUUUACAAGU